This is a messenger RNA of Carassius carassius (crucian carp), 1844 nucleotides long. Its product is annotated as protein eva-1 homolog A-like. NCBI's taxonomy places the organism in Eukaryota, Metazoa, Chordata, Actinopteri, Cypriniformes, Cyprinidae. The record is from RefSeq and is a predicted model, not a curated record. The transcript is spliced from 4 exons. The coding region runs from base 1131 to 1592 and encodes 153 amino acids.
UGCAAACAAAUGAUGCUAGACUUUUUCUCAGAACUACCUACACUUUUUGAAGUUCACAAAGAUGUCGUGCAGGCAUCCACAGAUGCAGUUUGUCACAUUAACUAUGAACAUGAUCCACUAACCUUUAAAAAUCAUAAAGUGUCAGAAUACUUCGAAUUCUGAAUAGCCUAUCUAUUGUUUUGUUGUUAAAACCUAACAAACUUGCUUUAAAAGUGAGCUUGUGCUGUUCUUUAAAAUAAAUGCCACUCUGAAUUAUAUUUUGAUAUACUUUGCCAAGAAAUUCAUACAUUAUUAAUUGUGGCUUAUGUGAACUAAUGUAUUCUGUGGCAACUCUGUAUUUUUCAUGGCUGUUUGAUGGUCAUGAAUUUUAAUGAACAUCGUUUAUUAUUAUUAUUAUUAUUAUUAAUUUCACUCCUGUACACAUGGACCUGGGUUUUUUCCAGAGAGCCUCGGGACAGAAUUCCCAGCAAAAGUUAACAGGCAUAUUCCAAGUCCAAACUGAAUGAAAUUCUCAUGUCAUGUUGUGUUCUCUACUAGUCGUUCAACCAUCCCCCUCCUUUUCCAGACUCCCUCCCUCCCUCUCUCUCUCUGUCUCUCUCUCUCUCUCUCUCUCUCUCUCUCAAUCUCAAAGACCUGCCUAUUUCCCUUUCUUUCAUAUUCACUGCUCUCCAGAGCUCCAUUCUGACUGGUCUGUGUCUGUCAAUGUCUCCUGCCUUCUCCAUGUCACAUUCCAGCUUCCAGGGCACAGCGUCCUCCUGACAUGGGUUAUAAAGAGAAGCACAGCUCCAGUAUGCAUCUGCACAUGGCGUUAUAAUCACCUUCUACCUCCAGUGACUUCUUUUGAACAGUUUUGAAUAGGUAAACAGACUCUCUAGGACAACUUACCUUUCUAUUUUCUUCCUUCCUCUGAGUUUUUUGGACUUGUAUGCAAUCUCACUUACACAGACAGCUCACUCACAAACAGUGGAAAACUCAAGCAAAACAGUCUAUUACGGCUUCAGCUCAGAUGUGUGUGCUUGGACAAGAGAAAGGACAGAAUACAUUGGUGUGAGAUCGCAUAAAUGAACCACUAUGUGUCAGCACACUCCAGUUACACACAAUAAGUGAUCCAGAGAGCAUCUGUGGAUGAAAUGUUUACAGCUUUACUCAAUGAAAGGCAAGCCACACCUGAGGAGAUGGCUUUAGUAAGCAAUGCAUUGGCUGCUUACUCCUUCAUAGCAGAUAACCCGGAACGGGCGGCCCUGUAUUUUGUGUGUGGGGUGUGUUUGGGACUGGUUCUCACUCUCAUCGCGUUAGUGGUGCAGAUUUCCUGUCGAACCGACUGCAAAACCCAACAAGCGCCCAAGAAAACAGGAAAGACUUUGGAGACCACUAGCGAGACGAGCGACAGCGACUCGGACUGGGACAAUACCUCCGACCUGUCGGCACGCCGCCACCGGCGCUUCGAACGGACGCUCGGUAACGUGUUCACCUCCGCGGAAGAGCUGGAGCGCGCGCAGCGACUGGAGGAACGCGAGCGGAUUAUACGGGAGAUCUGGAUGAACGGACAGCCGGACAUACCGGGCACGCGCAGCCUGAACCGAUACUAUUGAAGUUUUUGAAAGAAUGAGACGGAAGUUUUGAGGAAAUAUUAAACUAUACAGUUUUGGGAUACAGUAAGGGACUGAAAUAUGAGAAAAGCAAACACUUACGAAACGUUUCGGAACAUCUCUUCUGGUGGCACUGGCACUACUAGUCAAGAAUUUGUGUUUUUUGAAGGUGCACUCGGUAUAUAUUUUUUGUUUAUGUUGCGCCGAUAGUCGUGUUAAACGUAUGGGCGGCUCGCAACCAACUGAAAAAACAAU